CACUGCUAGGUAACAAUGGAGAAGAUAAUGGCUGCUUGAGCAACGUCUCCGAGCCGGCGCUGGGCUAGACACUGGUCUCCAUCAGCAACUCAGGGGCGGACCCUAGAGCGGCCGCAGGGAAGACGCAGCAGAGCCCCGGCGCGACCACCGAGCCGAGAGAGGCCGCUCUUGGCAGAACACCGAGCCCUUUUUCCCUUACGCUGAUUAAUUUCAAGAUGGAGGAGACAGCCACGUUCCUUCUCUGGACAGUUUCACCAUACUUAUUCCACAGAGCAGAGUGUGAAGAAAACUAAAAUCCAGUUUAUAUUAUUUCAGUACUAUGCCAUAACAGUCAGAUAUUUUUCCACUUGUUCAUCAAGAUGGAAAGCUCAGAUUCUAACGAUAAAGGAAGUGAUCAAUCUACAGCACAGCGCAGAAGUCAGAUGGACCGAUUGGAUCGGGAAGAGGCUUUCUAUCAGUUUGUGAAUAAUCUGAGUGAAGAAGAUUAUAGACUUAUGAGAGAUAACAAUUUGCUGGGCACCCCAGGUGAAAGUACUGAGGAAGAGUUGCUCCGAAGACUACAGCAAAUUAAAGAGGGUCCACCGCCACAAAACUCGGAUGAAAAUAGAGGUGUAGAGUCUUCAGAUGAUGUGUCCAAUGGUGACUCUAUAAUAGACUGGCUUAACUCUGUCAGACAAACUGGAAAUACAACCAGAAGUGGUCAGAGAGGAAACCAAUCAUGGAGAGCAGUGAGCCGGACUAAUCCAAACAGUGGUGAUUUCAGAUUCAGUUUAGAGAUAAAUGUUAACCGUAAUAAUGGAAGUCAAACCCCAGAGAAUGAAAAUGAGCCAUCUGCAAGACGUCCUAGUGGAGAAAAUGUGGAAAACAACCAAAGGCAUGUAGAAAAUCCAGCAUCUGAAUCAACAUCUGUCCAACCAUCUAGGUCAGAACGAAAUUCAACUGAAGCAUUAACAGAAGUGCCAUCCACCAGUGGUCAGAGGAGGGCGAGAAGCCGGAGCCCAGAACAUCGGAGAACCAGAGCAAGAGCUGAAAGAAGUAGGUCUCCGCUGCAUCCAACAAGCGAAAUUCCACGAAGAGCUCAUCAUAGUAUCUCAUCUCAGACUUUUGAGCACCCUUUGGUGAGCGAGACUGAGGGAAGUUCCAAAACCCGGCACCGUGUGACCUUGAGACAGCAAAUAACUGGGCCCGAGCUGCUAGGUAGAGGCCUUUUUACAGCUUCUGGGGCAAGAAAUGCCUCUCAAGGAACAGGUUCUUCAGACACAGCUAGUAAUGGUGAGACAACGGGAUCAGGACAGAGACCUUCAACCAUAGUCCUUGAUCUUCAAGUAAGAAGAGUUCAUCCUGGAGAAUAUCGGCAGAGAGAUAGCAUAGCUAGCAGAACUCGGUCAAGAUCUCAGACACCAAACAACACUGUCACUUAUGAAAGUGAACGAGGAGGUUUUAGGCGCACAUUUUCACGUUCUGAGCGGGCAGGUGUGAGAACCUAUGUUAGUACUAUCAGGAUUCCCAUUCGUAGAAUCUUAAAUACUGGCCUGAGUGAAACUACAUCUGUUGCAAUUCAGACCAUGUUAAGGCAGAUAAUGACAGGUUUUGGUGAGCUGAGCUACUUUAUGUACAGUGACAGUGAUUCAGAGCCUAGUGCCUCAGUCCCAAGUCGAAAUAUGGAAAGGGCAGAGUCACAAAAUGGAAGAGGGAGCUCUGGUGGUGGUAAUGGUUCAUGUUCCAGCUCCAGCCUCAAUCCCACUUCCAGUGGCGAAAGUUCAGAAAGUAGCUCAGAGGUAUUUGAGGGCAGUAACAAAGGAGGCUCCUCUGCCUCAGCAGGUGCCAGGAGAGAUGGCCGACAUAGGCCUUCCGUCACAUUUGAUGAAAGUGGCUCUUUGCCUUUCCUUAGUCUGGCUCAGUUUUUCCUCUUAAAUGAGGAUGAUGACUAUGAUGACGAUAAUGACGACCAACCUAGAGGACUCACCAAAGAACAGAUUGACAACUUGGCAAUGAGAAGUUUUGAUCAAAAUGAUGCUUUGAAGACAUGUAGCAUUUGCAUUACAUAAUAUACAGAAGGCAACAAACUUCGUAAACUACCUUGUUCCCAUGAGUACCACCUGCACUGCAUUGAUCGCUGGUUGUCUGAGAAUUCUACCUGUCCUAUCUGUUGCAGGGCUGUCUUAGCUUCUGGGAACAGAGAAAGUGUUGUUUAAGAUCUGAACUCUCAGCUAUGGAGCUAGAAUAGUGAUAGGCAAACAGAAAUCACUUGCUUUCUGUCCACUUUUUGAGUGGUGCUUCAACAUAAAGUU
Messenger RNA from Nannospalax galili (Upper Galilee mountains blind mole rat), 2291 nucleotides. RefSeq names its product ring finger protein, LIM domain interacting (gene Rlim). The record is from RefSeq and is a predicted model, not a curated record. NCBI's taxonomy places the organism in Eukaryota, Metazoa, Chordata, Mammalia, Rodentia, Spalacidae. The transcript has 6 exons. Gene Ontology annotation, biological process: protein ubiquitination; ubiquitin-dependent protein catabolic process; random inactivation of X chromosome. Gene Ontology annotation, molecular function: ubiquitin protein ligase activity. The coding region runs from base 360 to 2048 and encodes 562 amino acids. Gene Ontology annotation, cellular component: nucleoplasm; cytoplasm.